UAUGAGCACAUGCAGUUUAAUGUUACUCAAGAUGGAAGAUCUGUCGAAAAGUAUGAACAACAUGAAAUUAAAAAAACCCAGGUAAAAUAGACAUAACCGCAUUGAUCAUGAUCUGACAGUUUCAUCAGAAAUAAAAACAGAUUUGUUGGUAUUAAUCAUUGCAGAAGUCUUUACUGGAACUUUCUAAGUCUCAAGUAACUUGAAAUGCUUUGACAUAAGUUUAGUCCCAGUCAAUACUACUAUUUUUGUAAAGGUGCAAUUUUUUCAUCUAAAUUGUUAUUAUGACAUUCACUCUCUCUCCCAUUUCAGAGAAAAAAUGGUGGCUUCCUUGGCGUAUCAAUGGAAACCCUUGAAGCUACAGAAGGUCUAAAGUCUACAAUGAUAGGGUGGCCCCUCCCUGGACCCCCAGGCAGUCAUGGACUGUUGCAUAGGCCCCUCCUGAUCCCUUUGACGAUGCAAAACCCCAUCUAGACUGAAAAAUUUCAUUCACUCUCUCUUCCAUUUCAGAAAAAAUGGGCGGCUUCCUCGGCGCGUCAAGGCGACAGUCAGUGUGCACCUCAGAGGUUCUUCCAGCUUGCCAGAAAAAAUGGGCGGCUUCCUCGGCGCGUCAAGGCGACAGUCAGUGUGCACCUCAGAGGUUCUUCCAGCUUGCCAGAAAAAAUGGGCGGCUUCCUCGACGCGUCAAGGCGACAGUCAGUGUGCACCUCAGAGGUUCUUCCAGCUUGCCAGAAAAAAUGGGCGGCUUCCUCGGCGCGUCAAGGCGACAGUCAGUGUGCACCUCAGAGGUUCUUCCAGCUUGCCAGGUGAGCUUCAAACAGCCCAAGGCACCCUAGGAAACUGGUCAAAA
This is a messenger RNA of Haliotis rufescens (red abalone), 847 nucleotides long. RefSeq lists its product as uncharacterized. NCBI's taxonomy places the organism in Eukaryota, Metazoa, Mollusca, Gastropoda, Lepetellida, Haliotidae. The transcript is spliced from 4 exons. The coding region runs from base 513 to 833 and encodes 106 amino acids. The record is from RefSeq and is a predicted model, not a curated record.